This is a messenger RNA of Erpetoichthys calabaricus (reedfish), 1099 nucleotides long. RefSeq names its product cystatin-like. Gene Ontology annotation, molecular function: cysteine-type endopeptidase inhibitor activity. The record is from RefSeq and is a predicted model, not a curated record. The transcript has 5 exons. NCBI's taxonomy places the organism in Eukaryota, Metazoa, Chordata, Cladistia, Polypteriformes, Polypteridae. Bases 145 to 543 code for a protein of 132 amino acids.
AAAGUCAGUCAGUGUCGCGACACACUGUACAGGCGGAGGAGUCUGGAUUUGCAGGAGCUCAACUAAUCAUUUAAGACGCAGCCUUCCAGGUGAUUUUGGUGUGUGAGUUCAACGUGAGCAGUUCUCUUCCAGAUCCAUUUGGAUAUGGCUUACAUCUGGCCCAAAGUUGGUCUACUGCUGCUUUCUGGCCUUCUGUCAGUCUACUGUCAAAAUCCAGGAAGUCCGCAGCCUGUUCCAGUGAAUGGGACUGAUGUGGUUAAUGCAUCUGAAUUUGCUGUGCAGGAAUUCAACGACAAAUAUAAUAAAGAUGACUAUAUUGUCCUACAGAUGGAAAUUUUGAAUGCAACACAACAGGUUGUGUCUGGGCUAAUGUACUACUUAGAAGUUGCGAUCCAGUGUACAUAUUGUAAGAAGAGGGAACCCAUCAACUCUGCUUGCACCUCCUGUAAUGGCCAGAAGGUCUGCCAUUUCCAAGUAUGGGAACAAGCCUGGUUGGACUCAAUAGAGCUGGUGAAAGCUGAUUGUCCUUCUGACUGGAGCUGAAGAACAAAUGUGUAAUAUGUGCAAAAUAUUUUGGUGCACAACAGCUACACUAAUUCAUCAUUCUGUAAAACCAAACAUUCUCAAAGCAUGAAUAUGAAGAGUUUUGGAAUAAAGUGAUUUAACAGAUUUGGCUCCAAAGAACAACAUAUUCCAAAAGUAAUACGUAGAAAUAAUGUUGGAGCUUAGGUGGACUUGUGCUUUGUCCAGUUCCAUGGGUUCUAUUGAUUAACGUGAUACUCCAAAUAAGCAAGCUAACACAUCACUAUUAAGAAGUCAUUAGAAAAGACACCAAAUGAAUGAUCAUUAAAAUUAAAAGUGUAUUCUAACAGACAAAAAGUUAAAUUGUGAAAUAUGGAAAAUACUUUUGUUCUUCUAAGCUUUUUUCUUUUUAUAUAUUGUGUUCUCUGAUUAAUUUUGACAACUGUCCUUUUAAAUAAAGUUAUCUUAGUCUGCUCUUGCGCUAUUAGGAGCUUUCUUUACUUGACUUUCUAGAACACUAGUCACUCAAAAUCUGUGAAGUUGUUCAACUACUACAAUAAAGGUUUAUGUUGUUGAA